AUGGCUUCUCUCAAGUCACCAACUUCUCUUGUUGCAGCUUUACUAUGCUUCUUGCUGCAAUUUUCCAUGAUCAAGGCUCACUACGCAAGCGAAGGCAUCGAUUCAGAUUUGAGCGAACGGAGCCUAAUUGUCGUAAAAAUCUGGUGUUUGGUGAUCAUAUUCUUGGGAACAUUUGUAUGUGGAUUGAUUCCACUGCUUUUCAGGUCAAAAUCCAAGGUUUUGGUACUUGGUAACUCGUUUGCUGCUGGCGUGUUCCUUGUAAUAUCAAUGCAUUUCUUGCAAGAUUCGGCCAAUGUGUCGGAUGAUUAUACGGAGGGUUCAUCUUUUUUACCUUUCAUAUUUGUGCUGAUCGGAUAUGUUUUCAUAUUAUUGGUGGAGUCGUUUUUGUUCAAGGCUAAGAAAGAGGAUGGAGAAACUCAGGCUCUUGUUCGAGUGGAGGCAGGGAUCAAAGAAGGGGAGUCUGUGAGUGAUAACAUUAGUAGUAAUCCGAGAUUAGUGAGCAAAGCUGCAGUUGAAGCGGCUGUUGUUAUUAUUUUGGGACUGUCUUUGCACUCAGUUUUUGAGGGAUUCACCAUUGGUUUAGCAGAACGCGAUAGAUAUGCCUGGAGAUAUUUGUGGACAAUUGGCAUUCACAAGGUUGCGUCGGGACUGUCACUGGGAAUUGUUGUGCUCAGAAUGCAACCGAAAAGGCCAAUAUUGACAAGCAUUGCAUACUCAUUUGCUUUCGCCAUUUCAACUCCCAUUGGAAUAAUAAUCUCACUAAUUAUCAAAAAAGCUGCUCAAGAUGGGACUGCUGAUUGGGUCUAUGUUCUAACACAGGCCGCGGCUUCUGGAGUGUUCCUCCAUGUCUCCAUUUAUCAUCUCCUUGCCAAAGGCUUUAGCCCACAAGAUCAAUCUGCUCACACCACUCCUUUUAGAAGAUUUUUCGUCUUGUGUCUGGGGAUAGGGGUUGUCACCAUUGGUUUGAUUUUCGAUUAG
Daucus carota subsp. sativus is the source of this 978-nucleotide messenger RNA. RefSeq names its product zinc transporter 2. Gene Ontology annotation, molecular function: zinc ion transmembrane transporter activity. The transcript is spliced from 2 exons. Bases 1 to 978 code for a protein of 325 amino acids. The record is from RefSeq and is a predicted model, not a curated record. Gene Ontology annotation, biological process: zinc ion transmembrane transport. Lineage: Eukaryota; Viridiplantae; Streptophyta; Magnoliopsida; Apiales; Apiaceae. Gene Ontology annotation, cellular component: membrane.